AUGUCUGGCAACGGGAUGAGCGGGGUCUUCACCCCUGUGAUUCAGGGCAAGGACCAGCAGUCCAGCAUGAACAGCAUGCAGAACCAUAACACGGGCAACAGCACAAAUGUACCUGUGACUGGCUUGUCCUUCACAGGUGGCGCCUUCUUAAGUGGCAACUCAGUUAACGGACCACCUCCGCCACAGAGGCGGUCUGUCUUUUUAGUGAGGAUCGUCAGUAAUGCUUUUUUCACAUUUAAGCUGCAGGAAACACCAGCUUUGGCAUCAGGGGGAAUUCGAACUUCUGAGGUGGAAGUGGCGGGAGGACCUUCCACUACCAGCUUCUACCAACAUAUAUGA
Messenger RNA from Miscanthus lutarioriparius, 339 nucleotides. The record is from the annotation of a GenBank genome assembly. Lineage: Eukaryota; Viridiplantae; Streptophyta; Magnoliopsida; Poales; Poaceae.